ACGUCAGCGUGAGAGGGCGAGCGAGUGAACGAGACAGAAGGCACGGAGGUGUUAUUGGGUCAAUGACUAUGAAGACGCGCAGAAAAUGGACAGCAAAUUCUUUUCAAUGAAAUAUGCACAGGCUCUGAAGAAUCUUAUCCGCAACGUAGAAGGGGACAGCUGGGUGCAGAGUGAAAGAACAAAAACAUUAUUUGAAGAAAUCAGAGCAUCCAUCAAAAACAAUGUGGACCAGGACCGGUCAUUCUGGAGGCCUGUGCUCCCAUGGGGUGGUGUUUAUACAAUCAAGGCAGGCCGAAAGGCUAUUUCUUGCACUCCCCUCUAUGUGAAGAUCAACCUCAAGAACACCUGCACUAUUGAUGGUUUCUUAAUGCUUUUAUAUGUGAUUCUGAGAGAGAAGGAGACCUUUCCAAGGGAGGUAGCCAUAUACUUGGGCAAGGAUUUUGUUGAACAUUUUCUUUACUUGAUGGAUUCCUAUGAUUAUACCACAGUGAAGUUGCUUUGGAUAUGGGAUAAAAUGGAGAAGCAGCAGUACAAGUCUCAGAUUCAUAAGGCAGCCUUGGAGAUUGACCUGUUUGGAAAUGAACAUGAGAACUUUACAAAGAACCUGGAAAACCUUAUGUCCACCAUUCAGGAGAGCUUGUGUUCAAACUGGAAGUGCCCAGCACGCUUCCAGGAGUACAUGCAGAGAAUGAUAAAGAUUAACCCGCCACAUGAAAUACCUAAUGGUGACUUAAUUCAGUCUGCAGUAGAUGAAUUCUUCUGCCCCAAAAUAGUGCUAUGUGAAGAAAUUGGGUGUGAUGGACAACGGGAGUUCUCCCAGAGGGUAUUUUGUCACGGUCCCCCACCAUUUGUGAUUUUAAACAUGCAGCUGUGGAAGUCUGAAGAGCUUGCAUAUGUUCCGUAUUACCUAGACUUGUCUGAUCACAGAUAUUCCCUGGAAGGAGCCACUUUGUUUAACAAGGAGGAGCAUCAUUACUCUGCAGCUUUCCAGAUCGAUGGCUACUGGAUGCACUACGACGGUCUCAGAAAUGACAACCUUAUUUUAUUAAACAAACCUCCACAGUUCUUGCUCCUUUCCUCACUGGUUUAUAUUCGGGCAACAGAAAACUGAGCUUUCAGCAAUGAGGUAAAAGAGAAAACCACCUGAACUCACCAACUGGCUGGCUUUCAGCAUGCUUGGAAUCCAAGAAUAUGUACGGACUAUAAUAGUUCUUCAAGUGAAUCAGUCACAUGUCUUACUCGCAAGUUAGCUUUCAGUGUUCUGCUAACGAGAAUGAGCUGCCAG
Molecule: messenger RNA, 1285 nt
Organism: Polypterus senegalus (gray bichir)
Lineage: Eukaryota; Metazoa; Chordata; Cladistia; Polypteriformes; Polypteridae
Gene: dorip1
Product: chromosome unknown C14orf28 homolog
Exons: 5
Coding region: 86-1111 (341 amino acids)
Source: RefSeq, a predicted model, not a curated record